AUGAGGGGCGGGACGUUGCAGGAGUCAGUGGGAGACUCAGCAGCACCAGCCCUUGCGAAUGACCCAUGGCAAGGUUACAGCCCUUGGAACCGUUGGGACAACCAAGAAGGAGUAGACUGGUGGAAGGGUAGGCACUCAAAGCCGGACUACUCCGACCCACCAGCAUGGCCGGGGUGGACUCACUACAGGCUUUGGAAGAAGUCAGUUCACCGCUGGAACUCCGGAACUGACGUUCCCAUGUGGAAGCGACACGAGAAGCUGCUUCGUUCGCUGGAUUGGGACCUCCAGGCAAGGUUCGAGCAUGUGGGAGAAGCAGAAUUCCAAGGCGAAGCAUACCUUGACAUCUUCUUCGGCAUCUUGGACGUCUUAGCGGGCGAGAAGGAGUCAUCGGAGAAAAGACGGAUCAUCCGUCGAGCUCUCUACGAGGGCGCCAGGAAGCCAGAAGAGUCGCUAGCUCAGUACUCUCUGCGAAGGGAGUCAGAAUUCACCCAGGCUGACCGCUUUGUGCAGCUCCCGAACGACAUGAAAGGAUUCAUGCUCGAGGAACAGUCAGGGCUGUCAAAGCAAGGCUUGCAGAAUUUGAGAGCCCUCACUGGCGGAAGCUCUGGGUUUGACGUAGUGAAGAAGGCCCUUCGAGCCAUCGACACCGAAGAGGAGUCCCUGUGCCGUCCAAAGGGUUCUAACUAUUUCCUCGAGCACCAGGAGGUUCCUGCCGAGACCUUCGACGCUCAGCCCUACGAAGCUCCUGUCGAGGAGGACAUUCUCGACUCCGAGGCCGUUGACGAGGUCUUCUAUGUCAUCAGCCACAUGGAUUUGGAAGAGGAGGAUGCUCUCUCCUUCCUAGCUGACUGGCAGAAGAAGAAGAAGACCUGGGGAGAGAACAAGGAGCUCAAGAAUGCUCUACGAAAAGACCGGCGACACUUCGAGGACGUUGGAUCCCGAGCUCAAAGAGAUCCAGCUGCUCCCAACCGCCGGAAGAAGAACAUAGCAGAGCUCAAGCGCAUCACUCGUUGUGCAAAUUGCGGAGAAAAAGGGCAUUGGCGAGCAGAGUGCCAACAGCCCUACAAGCCGAAGUCCGACAAGUCAAAAAACUUCACCGCUUUUGCAUACCUUGGCUCCGGAGCUCUAGGACCAUCACAUUUGGCCAUGAACUUCUUCAACGGCGCUGGAGCUUCCGAGAUGAGCUACAUGACGAUUCCCGCUGGGCAUGCCAUCAUUGAUCCAGGAGCCGCUCAGGACCUGAUUGGGGAGACUGCGUUCUUGGCCUUGAAGAAGAGGUUGGCCGAAGUCCAUCUUCGACCAGUGAUUUUGAAGGAGCCCCCACCUCAAGCAGCUGGCAUCGGGGGAAACGCCAAGGCGUUGUACUGUGCCCUCACACCGGUGUUCUUGGGCCAGGUUCCCGGAGUUGUGAAGCUCACGAUCCUGGAGGAUGAUGUGCCUCACCUACUAUCAAUAGGCCUUUUGGAACACACGGGAGCUAUCAUCGACACCGGUGCCAAUGAGAUCCAGUUCAAGAACAUCAACGCCUCGGCAAAGAUGGAGAGGCUUGAGUCAGGACACCGAAUCUUGGACGUGGUCAAAGGUGCCACGGCUUUUCAACCUCCAAAAGAAGUUUUGGAGAAAUUCGGGCUGGAGCCAGAAGACUUCCAGCUGUCAGAGUCGUCAUGCGACGCAGCAUACAUGAGCAGCCAGUCCGCUGGGGGCAGACCAAUUCGCAGCGAGCAGCACCGGGAGCGCUACCAGUCUCUUUGGUACUGCAUGGUCAGGAAGCUUCUCUUGCUGACCAAGGGCACACUGGGAUCUCUCCUGCCCCCGCUCCAAACGACUGGGAGCACUUGUCAACACCCAGAACAGCAUCAUGCGAGGGGGGCGAAUCAAUAUGGGACAUGGGUCAAAUGCCUUCAAUGCGGACUGCAGCUCAACUUUACGAGAUACGGGCCAACCAAUCCGAAACCAACAUCGAAGAAGGGAAGGCCCUCUGCUGCAUCAACCCCAACGGAUGCUUCCAUGAUGAGGGCAAGGGCAUCCCAGGCGGCAUCGGCCUCAUCGGAGACUCCGUUGUCUCGAGCAGAACUGCAGGAGACUCUCUCGAUCCACGCACAGGAGAUCACCCAGAACCUGGCGCAGACCCUGGGCCCCAUGAUCCUGGCCCAGCAGCAGCUCCAGAACCAGAUGGGCUACAUGCAGCACCAAGUCUUGUACCAGGACCAGAUGCCGAUGGAUCCAAAUCAACAAGCGAUGCAGCAGGAAGACGACACCAACAUGGAGAAUCCCAACAUGGGAGAGUGGCAACUCCCUUGAGCUCUACCAGCACGUUUUCCCUGAGCUCCACCGCGGAGAAGUUGAGCAGCCAAAGCCAUGGGAUUGACUGGGGAAGCUGGUUUGUCAGUCCUUUUUCUCCGGAUUUUUGUACAGUUCUUUCACAUUUCAGCAGUUUCACACUUCUUUGG
Messenger RNA from Cladocopium goreaui, 2450 nucleotides. The record is from the annotation of a GenBank genome assembly. NCBI's taxonomy places the organism in Eukaryota, Dinophyceae, Suessiales, Symbiodiniaceae.